AUGUACAGCCUGCAGCAUGUCCAACAGCAGCAGCAGCAACAGCAGCAGCAGCAGCAGCAGCUGCUGGCGCCUUUCGAGUCCAUGACUCUGCAGGGAACAUCUUCGCAGGGGCAGGAGGUCUUCGACAGCCUGACAGGCCAUGUCCAGGGAGCCUUUGCAGCGCAGGGCAUGGCUGGCCAGCCCGUGCAGCAGGGCAUCCUGGAGGGGAUCGCCAGGCAGCAGCGUGUGGCGAGCUACAACAACCUGCUUGCACAGGCCCAGGCCCAGGCGCAUGCUCAGGCUCAGGCUCAGGUGGAUCAUGAGCAGCGGCUGUUAGAUGGCUAUGCGGCUGAGAGCGCACAGCGAGCCCAUGCUGCUGCAGGGUUGAUGAACAGCCUACACGCGGCCCCGCAGCAUCUCGGGAUGGACUCUGCUUCCGCGCAGCACAAUGCAGCGCUGCUCGCCAGCCUGCACGACGUGGCACAGCACCGGGCCACACCUGGGUUGGACACCUCAGGCCAGCAUGGGGUGCUGACAAACGGGCUGCAGCAGCGCGGCAGCAUCAGCCUGGAGAGCCUGGCGUCGCAGCACUCUGGCCAGGGGAGCAUGCUGGGGGCGAUCCCGCACCCUGUGCCCGUGCGCAUGCCCAGCGGCGUGUCAGCCAAUGGCUCCAUGGCCGCCCUCAGCGAGCUCAGCGAGCAGCAGGAGCCCUCCCUGGUCAACCAGGAGCCGCUGCUUGACGCUGCCCGUGCCACAGGGUUCAUGAAGCCGCCGUCGCUCCCCCAGCACCUGGGCCCUGCGGACGUGUGCAGCCCGCCCUUCAGCCCUCCCAAGAGCGCGGUCUUGACGGCUCAGCGCUCUAUUGAUGCGGCCGGCCUCUCCCUGUCGAAGUCCCACACUCCCGAGUCGGAGGGUGUCGUUUCGAGCGCCACAGCGGAGAAAAUGCGGCGGGAGGUGGCGCGACUGGCACAGGAGACGGAGCGCUUAGAGAAAGAGGUGUCCCGACAGAAAGCGCUCAGGGAGGGGGAGCGUGUAGAGUUUGCUGAGGCCAAGGAGCGCUUGAAGGCCAGCUGGGCUGUGGACCGGGACGACUUCGCGCGCGUGAAGGAACAGCUCAAGAAGAAGAACGCCGAGCACCACGUCCAGAACGGGCGCCUCAGCCAGUCCCUCAAGGAGUCUGAAGCGAGCUGCCGGAUGCUGCGAGAGUUGUGCCUGCGCAGCGGCGUGCUGGUUCCGCCGGAGCUGAUGCAGAGCAGCUCCUCGCUUGCCAACAGUGUCUCGUUGCAGACCUCGCUGUCCACGGAGGUUGCCGCUGUGACAUCCAAGGCCAUGGAAGCAGUCAACGAGUCCCCACCAACGAGCUCGCCGCUGCCCCCACUGCCGCCCUCGGCCAGCCAGCUCUCUGCAACGGCGCCCCCACAAGCGGCGGCGCCGGCCGCCGCCACCCCGGAGGUGCCGGCCCCCGCGCCGGCAGUGCCCGCUGUAGUUACCGGCCUGCCCGUGCCUGCGGUGGCUGUCGUGUCGGCUGCCCCUCCGGCCGCGACCACCGCCGCGGCAACGGCGAUGGCGGCUGCCGUGAUGCAGCAGCUGGAGAGUGUCACGACUGCGGUCAACAGCACCGCGGAGGCCGGCGCGCCGGCCGAGCGCGGCGAGCGCUCCACGGAGCAGAACGUGACCGCGGCUACCGCCGCGGCCAACGCCGCUGCCGCGCUCGGCCAGCUGGCGGCAGCCCUGGCCGGCCAGGCUCCCCCGGAGCUGCCUGCGGCCGUUGUUGUGCCACCCGUCCUGGCCACCCCUGCUGUGCAGCCGGAGCCUGCCAAGGCUGCUGCGACGCCUGCGGCGGAGGCUGGGGUGACGUCUUCGGAGGAGGGCUCUGGAGAGAUAUCAGCGCCCAGCACAGUUGAUAGCAGCACUGAGGCAAGCAAGGACCAGGAGUGA
Coccomyxa subellipsoidea C-169 is the source of this 1917-nucleotide messenger RNA. RefSeq lists its product as hypothetical. The record is from RefSeq and is a predicted model, not a curated record. Lineage: Eukaryota; Viridiplantae; Chlorophyta; Trebouxiophyceae; Coccomyxaceae. The transcript is spliced from 6 exons. The coding region runs from base 1 to 1917 and encodes 638 amino acids.